AACGUCAAUUAUUUUAGUCGAGUUUGAUACUGUAUUGUAUCACGAACGCGAAAAAUCCAAGUGAUAAUGUUGUAUAAUAAUGGUGUGUGAUUUUUUACGAGAUGUGAUUUUUACAUAAAAAUCGUGGUGUUUUAAACUGCCAACCUAUGCAUCGAAAUGCUUGAUUUUCGAGCUGAGAAAAUGCUGCAUGCAAAGAUGCGUAGGAAAACGAAAGUCUAUGUUUUUAUAUUAGUGCUUGUGGCAGUAAUCGCCGAAAUUGCAUCUGCUAAUGCAGCACCUCGGACAGUGAUUAUUGACACCGGUGUAGUAUCUAAGACAAAUGAUACCAAUAAUACCACUCUCAAGCCUUCAGUCACUAUUGGAAAUAAUAUCGAUGUUAAACCUACUCAAACUGAAAGCAAUAUUGGUAAACCUGUAGUGGGCUACGUCACCGCCAAGGCUCCUGUAGCAGAGAACAUUACAGUUCCCACUCCCAUCAUUUCAGAGAAAUUGAAUGUUUCCACGAGAGCAGAUAAAGUUUCAUUGCUGAAUUCUACUUCUAUUCCGACAGCAGAUAGAACAACGCCAACGGAUACUAAUAAUGUAAUAUCUCAAACAAAUGGUACCACUCCCAAGCCUUCAGCAGCGGUAACUGAUAAUGUAAACUUUACUCGAACAAAAAACAGCUCUGGUGAGCCUUUAGUGGUGAAUAAUGCUACUAUCAAGGCUCUUGAAACCGGAAACAUUACAGGUCCUACUACUCAUAUUCCAGAGAAAUUAAAUGCUUCGACCCGAGCAGAUGUGGUUUUAUUGCCGAAUUCUACUUUUAUUACGAGUAUUCCUAGUACGACCACUCCUACGCUUAAUGCAACGACUACAGUGGCUCCUACUACAACAACAGCGACUCCUACAACAAUAACAGUGGCUCCUACUACCACAACAACGACUCCUACAACAACGGCAACUCCUACAACAACAAAAGCGACUCCUUCAACAACGGCGACUCCUACAACAACAAAAACGACUCCCCCUACAACAACAGCGACUCCUACAACAACAAUAGCGACCACUACUACAACAAAAGCAACUCCUAGUACUACUACCACAAAGCCCAAUAUUCCACCACCUAAAAUUUCAAUCGACAAAAAAGGCACUUACCAUAAUAUUCGUUCAAAUGGUUCAUUGUCACUGAACUGCACAGUCAAUCAAACCGGCUCAGCCUAUCCUGUGAACUACACGUGGUACAAAAAUGAUCAACCGUUGCAAAAUGGAUCGGCAAUAUUUCUGGUGAAUGCAUCACAAAGUGAAGCAGGAUAUUUUAAAUAUUCAUGCCAGGCUUGCAAUUCUGGUGGAUGUGCUAAUCCUACACAUAUUUUCCACGUUACCAUUCUAACUCCUGACAAAAUAGAAAAAUGUGUUGGUCAAUCAGCCGAUCUUGUGUGUGAGUUACAUGACAAAGAUCGAACGAUUGACUGGUAUGGUCCAUACAAAGAACUUCCGGAUUCAAAAUAUAAUCCCGACCGUGAUCCUGAUUCUAUGGUAGCACAUCCAGGACAACUAUAUCACAAAGAAAAUUUAAUCCUAACCGAUUCAGGAUGGUACCUAUGCGAUAUUAACCUGAAAAACAAUGAAUGGAUGCGUAUCUACUUGAAUGUCACAAAUGGUUCGAAAUGUCAAAAUCUAAAUUCAACGAUGUUUUCUACAAGCCCACCCCCUCCAAAGGGCUCAAACAGUAUUGUGUACAUUAUAGGUAUGAUUAUAAUAAUUGUAUUGAUUGGCGGAGCCUGCGUAAAAUACAUUAUGAAAAAGGAUGUGGGAAUCGUGGAUGUGACUGAGUUGAAACCAGUAUGUGCUCCUGAGAAAACACGCAUUAAAAAAGUAUAUAUCAAGGAAAGUGUGGAUAGCCAAUCUUCAGGAGAGAUUACGAAAUUCGAAGUUGAAGUAGAAGAAGAAGAAGUAGAAAACCACUUGUAUGAUAAACUUCCGCCACGUCAUCGUUAUGAAAUACACUGGGACUUGAGCUGGGAGUUUCCUCGAGAACAGAUUCGCUUAAUAGGGGAUCCUAUAGGGUCAGGUGCUUUUGGCAAAGUAUACCGAGCAGAAGCCACUAACAUCACACCAUCAGGAGGUACCUUGAUAGUCGCCGUCAAAAAAUUAAGAGAUGGACACACUGACGAUGACCUAAAGGAUCUGGUGGCUGAGAUGCACUUGAUGAAAUUGAUAGGUAAACACGAGAAUAUCGUGAGUUUACUAAAAUGUUGUACUCAAGGAGGUGAAUUAUACGCUGUGAUGGAAUAUGCUGGAAAUGGAAGCUUGCUCGAUUUUAUCCAAAAGUGUUACAAAGGGAAUUCUUUUAAUCCUUACGGAGGGUACCUGAAAGAGAUCACUUUGUUAAAUUUUUCUCUGCAGAUCGCCAAAGGAAUGGAGUAUUUAGCAUCGAAAAAGUGUGUACAUCGUGACUUGGCGGCUCGAAAUAUCCUGGUGACUGAUAACUAUGUUAUGAAGAUAGCUGAUUUUGGACUGGCAAGGAAUGUUUGUGGAAAGGACUAUUAUCGGAAGGAAACCGAAGGCAGGCUGCCAAUAAAGUGGAUGGCGCCUGAAGCGUUGACUCAUAUGUUUAAUACAAGUCAAUCGGAUGUCUGGUCCUAUGGGGUUGUGAUGUGGGAAAUUUGGACCAUGGGAGCUGUACCUUAUUCUGCCUAUAAAAAUAACGAGAUUGAACAGCUUUUGAAGGAUGGCGUACGAUUGAAAAAACCGGAUAAAUGUUCCAGCAAAACUUUUAUAUUGAUGAGGGAUUGUUGGAGUUAUAAGGCUGAAGACCGUCCGAGUUUUUCAGAUAUCGUCAACGAUUUGGAAAUUUUAAUACAGGAGAAGAGUUAUUCAUCUAAAGCUAAAAUCCAGCGUUCGGAAUCCGAAUCGGAUAUCUCAGACAUUGAAGACGAUCCUAGAACGCAUCUUCUUUAAGCAAGCACAUAGGUACCUACCUAAGUAUUUCUGUUUUCCUACUUAAUUUUAGUUAUUCUGUUUCGAUUUGUACAUAAACAUUUUCUGAUUGAAUGAAU
Molecule: messenger RNA, 3041 nt
Organism: Planococcus citri (citrus mealybug)
Lineage: Eukaryota; Metazoa; Arthropoda; Insecta; Hemiptera; Pseudococcidae
Product: fibroblast growth factor receptor homolog 1-like
Exons: 15
Coding region: 157-2943 (928 amino acids)
Biological process (GO): positive regulation of kinase activity; protein phosphorylation; cell surface receptor protein tyrosine kinase signaling pathway
Cellular component (GO): plasma membrane; signaling receptor complex
Molecular function (GO): ATP binding; transmembrane receptor protein tyrosine kinase activity
Source: RefSeq, a predicted model, not a curated record